This is a messenger RNA of Penicillium longicatenatum, 1977 nucleotides long. RefSeq names its product putative sensor histidine kinase/response regulator. The record is from RefSeq and is a predicted model, not a curated record. Lineage: Eukaryota; Fungi; Ascomycota; Eurotiomycetes; Eurotiales; Aspergillaceae. Gene Ontology annotation, biological process: protein autophosphorylation; phosphorelay signal transduction system. The transcript has a single exon. Gene Ontology annotation, molecular function: histidine phosphotransfer kinase activity; phosphorelay sensor kinase activity. Bases 1 to 1977 code for a protein of 658 amino acids.
AUGUCUGUUGCUUUCGAUUUCAAUAUUUCUGCACAGGAGUUUGCUGAUAUGCUACCGACCGGUGUUGCAAUUCUCGAUCAAAAUGACGAGUCAAUCAUGGUGAAUCGGCGCUUCCGAGAACUUAUGACCUGCUCAAGCGCUAGGUCAUUCGAGUGCUGGUCACAGUCAAUUCACCCAGAUGAUUUUGACCGAAUAGCCUCUGCGUAUUUUGAGACCACACGCUCUAAGCGUGCCCUUCGCAUCGAGUUUCGCACUCACAGCCGAAUACCUUUGUGGCGAGUUCUGGCGUUGGCUCCGUUAGAUGAAGUUGAUAUGCACCGGCUCAAUCUAAUCAAUGGUGGCUUUAUAUGCACUAUAGCAGAUAUUACCCACGAAAAGACAGCCGAACUUUUGCAAGUGGAAAUUGCACGAGAAGCACAAGAACGCAAGCAACAACAGGAACGUUUCAUUGAUAUGAUCAGUCAUGAAGUCCGAAAUCCGCUUUCUGCUAUUCUUCAUUGCACAGAGGAUAUACUUGAAGCUGUACAGAACAAAGGAAGCAGUGGACUACCUGUGGCAGACAUUGCACAAGCAGCAGAAACAAUAAGCUUCUGCGUUGCACAUCAAAAGAAGAUCGUCGACGAUGUUCUUACAUUUUCGAAGCUAGACGCAUCGAUGUUGACCUUGUCACCGCGAAGAGAUCAACCGAAACGACACUUUGCACGAACAUUGUCUAUAUUUCGCCCGGAGCUUCGGAAGCAAGACAUUCAGUUUGAGUUCAAACUUGACAAUUCUUACUCAGAAUGCGGGAUUGAGUGGGUGUUAGCCGAUUUAAGCCGGAUGGGCCAGGUUCUUAUCAACCUGGUUUCCAAUGCUAUCAAAUUCACUGCAAAAGCGGAUAGUAAGAGAGAAAUCAGAGUCUCCAUGGGCGCCUCCACGAAGCGGCCGCCAUCUUACCCUCCUAAUGUUGUAUUCUUUGAACCUAGCGAAAGUGCACUUCGCCUAGAUGCCACUAGCGCACCUGAGUGGGGAGAGGGCCAAGUCGCGUAUGUGAUGGUUGCCGUGAAGGAUACCGGGAUUGGUAUUAGUGACCAAGACCAAAAGCGACUAUUUGAGCGCUUUAACCAAGCGACACCCAGAACUGAAAGCGUUUAUGGUGGCUCUGGUCUUGGCCUAAAUGUGAGCAGAAAACUUUGCCACCUUCAUGGUGGAGAAAUCGGCGCAAGCUCAAAGGAAGCUGAGGGAAGCACGUUUGGUUUCUUCUUCAGAGUCCGGCGGGAGAAUGAGCCAUAUAAUCCCGUUCUACCUAAUUACGACAAAUCCGAAAUUGAUCAGUUAUGUGGUGGGAUCCAAGAACUAAGCAAUAAGAUUAUCGGGGUCAAUGACCGGACGAAGUCUCCUGAAAUAUCAGAGAAUCCCGUUGUCACUCACAUUGCGGAAAUAGCACCAGGGGCUGCGAGUGACGACAAAUACAUACAUACGUUGGAGAUAGCUCACCAAGCUAAGUCUAAUAAGCCUUCUGCGAGCGAGCACGAACUCCUGCACGAUGAUCCCAAUGUGAACAGAACUUCGAAAAGUCCAGAAGGGUCCGCCGUACUUGGCGGGAAAGCUGAUACGAAUCUUCGACAUGUCCUCGUGGUGGAAGAUAAUAUAAUCAAUCGACAAAUCGUUUCUAGAAAAUUGCGAUCCUUGGGAUUUCAUAUCUCGGAGGCGACGAACGGCCAACAGGCCUUGAAUGCUGUCCAACGCGAGGAAUUUGACUGCAUCCUCAUGGACCAAGAAAUGCCAGUCAUGGAUGGAAACUCCGCAACUAUGGCAAUCCGCAAUCUUGAUCGUGCAGCGGAUACCCCUAUCCUUGGGGUCACUGCAAAUGUGAGGGCGAGUCAACAAAAAGAGAUGUUGCAGGCUGGUAUGGACGAUAUUAUCCAUAAGCCGUAUCGUACGAAUGACUUGUUUGAGAAGAUAAAUCAACUGAUAGUACUUAGGUCGAAGAAAUAA